AUGAUAUAUAUAUAUAUAUUGAAUUAUUGUAGUUGGGUUGUUGACGUUGAGGGAUUCGACACUUCGCUUCCUGAGGAUGAGAUCAAGGAGGCUUUGACCAAUCAAUUCUGGUUAUGUGGAGGAAUCGUUAAAGUUUUCCUUGACGACAAAGACCCUAAAACCGAUGUUCUCAACAGCCAUGCUACUAUUGUCAUGGUCGGAGAUGACGCUGCUGAGAAUGUGUUGGAACUUAAUGGAAGUGUACUGGGUGGAAGGAAACUAGUUGUUAAGGCCAAACGGUUCCCAGGUACAUAAAUUUGGAUCGGAGGACUAGAAAAGCUCGCUCUCUCGCUCUUUCAGAUCGUGUGUUCUACAAUAACAAUAUCUUAAUUUCUUUUAUUAUGUAAUUGUCUGGAGCUUAAUUUAAGCUCUAUAUGUAUAUGACAGUUUGUGUGUGGAUGUUUUAGUAAGCUUAAUAAUCAUUGAUUAGUAGUAGGUAGACAAAAAAAAGCUGCUUCCUAUAUCAUCUUCCGUGGGACUCAAAUCUGAGCUUUAGUAUCCCAACUUGGUUGACCAAAUCAUUUACUUGUGUAACUCAAAGACUAGACAGAUACUUUAGCUUGAGGACCACA
Messenger RNA from Camelina sativa (false flax), 611 nucleotides. RefSeq names its product nucleolin 1-like. Lineage: Eukaryota; Viridiplantae; Streptophyta; Magnoliopsida; Brassicales; Brassicaceae. The record is from RefSeq and is a predicted model, not a curated record. Gene Ontology annotation, molecular function: nucleic acid binding.